Planococcus citri (citrus mealybug) is the source of this 474-nucleotide messenger RNA. RefSeq lists its product as uncharacterized. Lineage: Eukaryota; Metazoa; Arthropoda; Insecta; Hemiptera; Pseudococcidae. The record is from RefSeq and is a predicted model, not a curated record. The transcript has 5 exons. Bases 14 to 460 code for a protein of 148 amino acids.
UAGUAUUCCUUGUAUGCCUACGUCGCAGAUAAGAGUGAAAAAAUGCGCUGAAAAACAAAAGAAAAUAUCCCGCAAGAGUGUUAGUCGAAUGGCACGCUAUAAUGUCAAUAGUACUCAUUUCAUCAUAAAAUUUACGGCGAACUUGCGGAAAAGAGAUAAAAAAAUAACACAUCAGCAAAUGCACCAUGUUCAUAUAUUAAUUGGGCACAUGCGCUACCACAUAAAAUCAAAGUUGGCGAUUGAGAUUCCAUUUAAUCCUCAACCACCAAAAGAUCAUUUACUUCACCAAGACUUAUCCGAGGAGGAGAAGAAAAAAUUUGUCGACGAAGUCCAGAAGGUACUACGAAAGAUCUUCUCCUGCGAGGUUAUCCCAGCCCGAGAUAUUCAUUUUUAUUGUUCGUUAAUUAGCCGAAAAUGUUGUUUUAAACAAGAGGAAAUAAACGAAUUUUUAGGUUGUUGAUAUGGUUUUUUUUA